Molecule: messenger RNA, 873 nt
Organism: Chionomys nivalis (European snow vole)
Lineage: Eukaryota; Metazoa; Chordata; Mammalia; Rodentia; Cricetidae
Product: sulfotransferase 6B1-like
Exons: 6
Coding region: 1-873 (290 amino acids)
Biological process (GO): sulfation
Cellular component (GO): cytoplasm
Molecular function (GO): sulfotransferase activity
Source: RefSeq, a predicted model, not a curated record
AUGUCAUCUCAGAGUCAGUCGGGCCUCCUUCACAAGCACAAGGGCAUCCUCUUCUCUUCCAUGUCUUCGAAAGGACUCCUCGAUUCUUUGGAUUCUUUUGAUGCGAGAGAAGAUGACAUAUUUCUGGUUUCCUACCCAAAAUCUGGAACCCACUGGGUAGCAGAAGUCAUCGAGAAUAUUCCCAAUGUUGGAAUUACCCUCACACCUCCUAUCGAGUGGGGAGACGUCUCUAAGUUUGAAGAGCUAAAGAUGGUCCCGAAGAGAAGAGUCAUCCCGACGCAUCUGAGCUACGAGAUGAUUCCUGUGACUGUUAAACAGAAGCAGUGUAAGAUUGUCUACAUCAUCAGGAAUCCGAAGGAUACAGCCGUGUCCCUGUUCCACUACUACAGAGACAACCCCAACCUUCCGUCCCCUGAAACGUGGCCUGCGUUUUUAGAGCUCUUCCUCAAAGGAGACGUUGUGUAUGGCUCCUGGUUUGAUCACGUGUUGAGCUGGGAGAAACACAAAAACGAUAAAAACGUCCUCUUCCUAUUCUAUGAAGAAAUGAAGAAAGAUUUUGUUAAGAGUCUAAAUAAAAUAACUGAUUUCCUUGGCUUUGAUGUGAAUGACAGCGAUAUUGGUAAGAUUGCCCGGAACACAUCGUUCCGCGAGAUGAAGAGUAACGCAGUGAAAGAAAACCGCGACCCCAAUCACACCAUCUGCGCCCUCACAUCCAACAGGAACCUGGUGUUCAGGAAAGGAGUGGUGGGUGAUUGGAUAAACUACUUCACUCCGAAGCAGAGGAAUGCCUUUGAUGGAUUGUUCACGGAGAAGAUGAAGCACAGCGAUGUGGGCAGGUGCCUGAAGGAGUACACGGAUUCAGAUGGGAAAUGA